Messenger RNA from Mycotypha africana, 2460 nucleotides. RefSeq names its product adaptin N terminal region-domain-containing protein. The coding region runs from base 1 to 2460 and encodes 819 amino acids. Gene Ontology annotation, molecular function: structural molecule activity. The record is from RefSeq and is a predicted model, not a curated record. The transcript is spliced from 8 exons. Lineage: Eukaryota; Fungi; Mucoromycota; Mucoromycetes; Mucorales; Mycotyphaceae. Gene Ontology annotation, cellular component: endoplasmic reticulum; endoplasmic reticulum-Golgi intermediate compartment; COPI vesicle coat. Gene Ontology annotation, biological process: intracellular protein transport; intra-Golgi vesicle-mediated transport; protein secretion.
AUGAGUUACGUUAAAAGAGAUGAAGACUCAGGAGACUACAGCGUCUUUUCGCAUAUAAACAAAACAACUUUGUUACAAGAAGCUCGAAUUUUCAAUGAAACACCUGUCAACAUUCGUAAAUGUCGCCUAGUUCUCACCAAAAUUGUAUACUUAUUUUCAACUGGUGAAGUGUUUACGACGCAAGAGGCGACAGAUCUCUUUUUCAAUGUCAUUAAACUUUUCCAGUCUAAAGAUGUCUCUUUGAGACAACUUAUGUACUUGGUUAUUAAGGAAUUAUCAGGCACAGCCCAAGAUGUCAUCAUGGUGACUCAAUCUCUAAUUAAGGAUAUUCAGUCUAGAGAAGAAACUAUUUACAGAGCUAACGCUAUUCGAGCACUAUGUCUUAUCACUGAUUCCACCAUGAUCCAAGGUAUCGAACGAAUCCUUAAAGCCUCCAUCGUUGAUAAAAACCCAUCAGUAUCUACAGCAGCGCUCGUUUCAGCAUACCAUCUCUUUUCUGAGUCUAGAGAAGUGGUUCGUCGCUGGGCUACGGAAGUACAAGAAGCCGCUUAUGCUAAACAGACAGGCAGAUUAUCCUCCAUUGGUUCCUUUGCUUCCAGUUAUAUUUCCAACUUUGGUGGUUCAUCAUCAAGCCAGAACCAAACUGUAGUCUCUACAAGUAUAAUCUCUCAAUAUCAUGCAAUUGGACUAUUAUACCUUAUACGUCAGCAUGAUCGUAUGGCUGUUGCUAAGCUUGUCCAAAAUUUUUCAGCUAAUGGGACUUUGAAAAAUCCUGCUGCAGUAUGCAUUCUUAUUAGAUAUGCUUGCAAAGUAAUGGAAGACGAUCCAGGGUCUAUUAAACGUAUCUAUGACUUACUGAAAGUAUAUUUGGCACAUAAAAGCGAUAUGGUCAAUCUGGAGGCCGCACGAGCUAUUUGUCAGAUGAAGGAUGUAACUGCAAAGGAAUUGUUUCCUGCUAUUUCUGUUUUACAAAAUUUCCUAUCCUCCCCUAAGCCUACUUUACGUUUCGCAGCCAUCCGUAUUUUGAACACUCUCGCAUUAACCAAACCAUCUGCUGUAUCACCUUGUAACUUGGAUAUAGAAACUCUUGUAUCUGAUUCAAACCGCAGCAUUGCCACUUUUGCUAUCACUACUCUACUGCAAACAGGCAAUGAAGCUUCAGUGGAUCGCUUAAUGAAACAAAUUUUGGGUUUUAUGGGCGAGAUUUCUGAUGAAUUCAAGGUAAUAGUCGUUGAAGCUAUCCGUUCACUUUGUCUCAAAUUCCCCAACAAGCACGAAGUUAUGCUCUCCUUUUUGAGUGGCGUUUUACGAGAUGAGGGAGGUUAUGAAUUUAAGAAGGCCGUUGUAGAAGCUAUUUUCGAUAUGAUUCGUCAUAUUCCUGAAUCGAAGGAUACAGCACUGUCUUGUCUAUGUGAGUUUAUUGAAGAUUGUGAGUUCACUAAGCUUUCUGUGCGUGUAUUGCAUCUUCUCGGUGUCGAAGGCCCCAAAACAGCAACACCUACCAAGUUUAUUCGCUACAUCUACAACCGUGUCGUACUUGAGAAUUCAAUUAUACGUGGUACAGCCGUCAGUGCACUCACCAAAUUUGGUACCAAUUGCUCCGAUCCUAAAGUCAAACACAGUAUUAGAGUCUUGCUAACACGCUGUCAGGAUGACAUUGAUGAUGAGGUGCGCGAUAGAGCUACUUUAGCUCUGCGUAUGAUUGAACGUAAUGAACUUGCCAAGCAGUAUUCUGCUGAUGAAAUGACUUAUUCCCUUCCUGCUUUGGAACACAAGCUAGUCGACUAUAUCAAUAACUCAAAACAAAGCGAUCCUUUUGAUCUAAACACUAUUCCUGUCAUCAGUAGAGCGCUAGAGCAAGAGGAACGUCGUCGUAAUAGGCCUCAAGAGUUAACGACAAUAGCCAAUAUGAGCUCACCUGCCGCAGUUUCUACAACCUCUCAACUGGAACAAAAACCAACUUCCACAGGAAAUACACCCAAUUAUGCUGAUACUUUAUCAGCUAUUCCAGAAAUAGCUGCUUUUGGACCCCUUCUAAAGAGCUGUCCUAAGGUUGCAUUGACAGAGAGCGAAACCGAAUAUGUUGUGCAGUGUAUCAAGCAUAUCUUUGCCAAGCAUAUUGUGUUUCAGUUUGAUUGUCUCAAUACGCUGAACGAUCAAUUGCUGGAAAAUGUAGAAAUGGUAAUGGAUAUGGAUGUAGAUGAAGAAGAUUGUGGCCUUAUUCCUCUCUUCGAGGUACCAGCACCCAUGCUGAAGUACAAUGAAGUUGGCCAAAUUUAUGUCGCGUAUGAGUUGGCAGAGGUAGAAGAAUUGCCUAUAGCUGCCUUUGAAAAUACAUUGAAAUUCAUUGUGAAGGAUUGCGACCCGACCACAGGUGAAGCGGACGAGGAAGGUUACGAAGAUGAAUAUCAAGUCGAGGGUAUAGAAGUCUUACCUGAAGACUUCCCUAACUCCUCUUAA